AUGCCGUCGCCCUCGAGCUCCAAGCGCAGCAGCACCCACGGCCGCAUCGACAAGCUCGACUACCACUCCCCGCGCCGCCCACUGCUCGCCGCCACCGCCGCCACCGCCGCCACCGCCGCCACCGCCGCCACCGCCGCCACCGCCGCCUCGGACGCCUCCAGCCUCGACGCGGCCAGCAACAGCAACAGCCACAGCCACGCCGGCAGCUUCUUCGAGCACGUCGCCGAGGGCGUCAUGGAGCGCGACCGCGACCGUCUGCAGCGCCUCGCCGUGCGCUGGCUGAGCUUCGCCUGGGCCGUUGUCAACUGCCUCUGCGCCGGCAGCAUCACCGCCUACUCGCUGUACGCCCCGCUCUUCCAGCGCCGCCUGCACUACACCCAGCUGCAGGUCAACGCCGUCAGCAUCGUCGCCGAGCUGGGCAUGUACCUGCCCGUCCCGCUCUUCGGCUACCUGUGCGACCGCCUGGGCCCCGCCGCCCCCUCGGCCCUGUCCGCCGCCUUCUUCGGCCUGGGCUACCUGCUCGCUGCCUUUGCCUACCACAGCGGCCCCCCGCCCUCGGCCGGCGGACACGGCUGGCCCUUUGCCGCCAUGCUGCUGGCCUUCUUCGCCGUCGGCAUGGGCACCAGCUGCAUGUACCUGUCCGCCGUCACCACGUGCGCAAAGAACUUUGGCCGCGGCAACGCAAAGGGCAUCGCCCUGGCCGUCCCCAUCGCCGCCUUCGGUCUGAGCGGCAUGUGGCAGAGCCAGCUCGGCGAGCACGUCCUGUACGAGACCAACCCCGACGGCUCCCGCGGCCACGUCGACGUCUUCCGCUUCUUCCUGUUCCUCGCCGGCCUGCUCCUCGCCGUCGGCCUCGUCGGCACCCUCACCCUGCGCAUCAUCGACGAGGACGAGCUGAUUGACGACGCCGUCGACGAGCUCGAGCGCUCCGGCCUGCUCGCCCAGGACGCCUUCUUCACCGCCGCCGCCCAGACCCACGGCUACGGCACCCUGCCCCCGCACCACCUCUCCGACUCCACCUUGGACUUCCUCCACUCCGAGGCCGCCGCCCUCAAGGCCCGCCACGACGAAGAGGCCCGCAAGAAGACCUGGCUCCUCAACGAAGAGACCCGCCGCUACCUCCUCGACCCCACCAUGUGGUGGCUCGCCGCCGGCUUCUUCCUCGUCACCGGCCCGGGAGAAGCCUUCAUCAACAACCUCGGCACCAUCAUCAACACCCUCACCCCGCCGCACGUCGACGUCUCCACCACCCCCGCCACCCACGUCUCCAUUGUAGCCAUCACCUCCACCCUCGCCCGCCUGCUCACCGGCACCCUCAGCGACAUGCUGGCCCCGCCCGCCCCAGCACGCAGCCACCUCCAGGGGCCCGACAGCAUCGCCAACUCGCUCUCUUCGCUGCCGCCCCACCCCGCCCGCCGCUUCACCCUAAGCCGCGUCACCUUUCUGCUGACCUUUGCCCUGCUCCUCUCCCUCGGCCAAGUCCUGCUCGCCAGCGGCCUGAUCCAGAACCACCCCUCGCGCUUCUCCCUCGUCAGCGCCCUGAUCGGCGCCGGCUAUGGCGCCGUCUUCUCGCUGACCCCCAUCGUCGUCUCCGUCGUCUGGGGCGUCGAGAACUUUGGCACAAACUGGGGCAUUCUCGCAAUGACCCCCGCCGCCGGUGCUACCCUCUGGGGCGCCGUCUACGCCUUUGUCUACCAGCGCGGCGCAGAUGCCAUGACCAUGGGCGACAGGGACGAGGAUGAUGUUCUGUGCUACGGGAAGGCGUGCUAUGCCUCGACCUUUUGGGCCAUGGCCCUAUGCGUCUGGCUCGCUGUUGGCAUGUGGACGUAUGCCUGGCGGGGGCCUGGCGGGUGGAAGAGGAGGGGGGUUGCUGUGUAG
Ascochyta rabiei is the source of this 1878-nucleotide messenger RNA. RefSeq names its product Putative monocarboxylate transporter mch1. NCBI's taxonomy places the organism in Eukaryota, Fungi, Ascomycota, Dothideomycetes, Pleosporales, Didymellaceae. The transcript has a single exon. The record is from RefSeq and is a predicted model, not a curated record. Gene Ontology annotation, molecular function: transmembrane transporter activity. The coding region runs from base 1 to 1878 and encodes 625 amino acids. Gene Ontology annotation, biological process: transmembrane transport. Gene Ontology annotation, cellular component: membrane.